This is a messenger RNA of Bursaphelenchus okinawaensis, 2349 nucleotides long. Lineage: Eukaryota; Metazoa; Nematoda; Chromadorea; Rhabditida; Aphelenchoididae. The record is from the annotation of a GenBank genome assembly.
AUGACCAAAGUAGUGGUAAUUGGAGCAGCUGGUGGCAUUGGACAGCCUUUAUCAUUGUUGUUAAAACAAAAUGACAAAAUUGGUCAUUUAGCUUUAUACGAUGUGGUAAAUACGUUGGGUGUGGCAGCAGACCUGUCUCAUAUUGAUACUACGGCUAAAGUUACUGGACAUACUGGGCCUAGUGAGCUGAAGGCUGCUUUGAAGGUAAGAUUAUAAACUUGGGCUAAAGAUAACUGUUGAGCAGAGUAAAAAUUUAAACGGGGUAAAAUUUUCGGCAGCUUAAAAUUUUGAGCAGGGUAAAAUUUUAGGGCCGAGUAAAAUUUUGGGUAAGGUAAAAUUUUAGGCAGGGUAAAAUUUUAAGCAGAGUAAAAUUUUUGGAGGGGGUAAGAUUUUGGGGAAGUCUAAAUUUUGGCUAGGUUAAAAUUUUGGGCAGGGCAAAAUUUCGGACAGGGCAAAAUUUUGGGCAGGGUAGAACUUUUAGCAAGAUAAAAUUUUGGGUAUGGUAAAGUUUUGGGCAGAGUUAAAUUUUGAGCAGGAUCAAAUUAUGGGCAGGGUAAAACUUUAGGCAGGGUAAAAUUUUAGGCAGGGAAAAAUUUUGGGCAAGGUAGUAUUUUGGGCAGCAUAAAAUUUUAGGCACGGUAAAAUUUUGGGCAGUUUGAAAUUUUGGGCUGGUUAAAAUUCAGAGCAAGCUCAAAUUUUGGGCAGGGCAGAAUUUAUAGCAGAGAAAUAUUUUGGUCAGUGCAAAAUUUUUGUUCAGGGUAAAUUUUGGGCAGGUUAAAAAUUUGGACAGUGUAAAAUUUUCGGCAGCGUCAAAUUUUGGGCGGGGGAAAAAUGUGCAAAAUAAUUUUAAGCAGGGUACAUUUUUGAACAGAGGUUAAAAACUAAGGGUAGAUAUGUAAAUUUUGAACUACUUUUACAAUUUUAGGACGCAGACAUCAUAGUGAUCCCAGCCGGAGUACCGCGGAAGCCUGGUAUGACUCGUGAUGACUUGUUUAACAUUAAUGCUGGUAUCAUCAAGGGCAUCGCAGAAGCUACGUCAGAAGUGGCUCCAAAGGCUCUGGUAGCUUUGAUUACAAACCCUGUUAAUAGUACUGUACCCAUUUUUGUUGAAGUUUUGAAGAAAAAUGGAGUUUACGAUCAUAGACGGGUCUUUGGUGUUACCACACUUGACAUUGUUAGGGCGCAGACGUUUGUUGGGGAGAAAAGUGGCAAUGGUAAGAAAUUUCAAGAACUUUCUUUACAAAACAAAAAAUGGCAAGAACUUUCUUUACAAAUCAAAAAAUGGCAAGAACUUUCUUUACAAGACAAAACAUAGCAAGAACUUUCUUUACAAAACAUAAAUGGCAAGAACUUUCUUUACAAAGUCGACUUAAAACAUUUUUUAGUCAAAACAAUCCCAAAAGUCCCGGUCAUCGGCGGUCACGCUGGUAUUACUAUAAUACCUUUGCUGACACAGACGAAACCACCAGUUAAACUCUCUGAAGAUGAGGUUAAGAACCUCACAGUACGAAUUCAAGAUGCUGGAACGGAGGUUGUCAAAGCUAAGGCUGGAGCUGUAAGUGAGCCCUACUCUACCGUACCGUACCCUACCCUACCCUACCCUACCCUACCCUACCCUACCCUACCCUACCCUACCCUACCCUACCCUAUCCUAUCUUGCCCUACCUUGCUUUACCCUACCCUAGUCAUAAUGUAGCUUUAUCUACCCUUACCUUUAGUCUAGUCUAGUCUAGUUUAAUCUCCUUUCAUAACCCCACCAAGCCAAUAGACUAGCCCUUAUUGGGCCCUACUUUGACCUGAUCUUACCCCGACCUCAACGCUUAUUCUUGUCCCUACCUCUACCCCUAACCACUCUAACCCUACCGUACCCCUAUCCCGACCUUUACCCUUACCCCUGUUGCUGUCUUGGUCAUACUGUAGCUUUACAAUUCCUACCAUAUAAUCCUACCUCCCUACCCUACCUCAGUCCACUAGUAGCUCUUUACCCGUCCUAUCGCAACCAUACCCUUACCUAAAGCCCAAUAUUCCAGCCCUAUCUUGCCUUAUAUACCGUAUUCUUUUCAGGGCUCAGCCACCUUAUCCAUGGCAUUUGCAGCCGCUCGAUUCGUCAAUUCUCUACUAAAGGCUCUAAAUGGUGAACAAGUGCUAGAACAUGCCUAUAUCAAUACAAAUGUAGUUCAAGACGUGGACUACUUCUCUACUCCAUUACUCUUGAGCAGGAAUGGAAUUGAAAGAACUCUUGGCCUGGGCGAGUUAUCCGAAUUCGAAAAGAAAUUAGUCUCCGAAGCCGUGCCUGAGCUACAGAAGAACAUUCAAAAAGGCGUGGGAUUCGUUAAAGCUAAAUUGUAA